Elaeis guineensis (African oil palm) is the source of this 1791-nucleotide messenger RNA. RefSeq names its product serine carboxypeptidase 1. Lineage: Eukaryota; Viridiplantae; Streptophyta; Magnoliopsida; Arecales; Arecaceae. Gene Ontology annotation, biological process: proteolysis. Gene Ontology annotation, molecular function: serine-type carboxypeptidase activity. The record is from RefSeq and is a predicted model, not a curated record. Gene Ontology annotation, cellular component: vacuole.
CUUCAUUUCCUCAAGGCACAACUUAUUUGAACUUCCUAACAUGGAACCAAGGAGGAUGACAACCACCUUCUUAAUUCUUCUAUCAUUCUCAUCCUGCCUCCUUGCAUUGCCCAACAUAGAAGGAUAUGAUGAAAUGAACCGUCUUCGAGAGCUGAUGAAAUCCCAAAGGUCAUCAAGCACUCUACACCAUGGCUUACAGACUCAUCCAGCUUCAAAGAAGACCUACUCGCCGGUCUAUGUCGGUCCACAGAAUGGGCAGAUGGAAGCCGAUAAGAUCGACGAAUUGCCAGGACAACCAGAAGGAGUGAAUUUUGAUCAAUAUGCAGGCUAUGUAACAGUGGACCCAGAAGCAGGCAGAGCGCUCUUCUACUACUUUGUGGAGUCCCCACAGGACCCUUCUACCAAGCCUUUAGUCCUAUGGCUCAAUGGAGGACCUGGUUGCUCUUCACUUGGAGCCGGAGCAAUGGUGGAACUGGGACCAUUUGGAGUCAACAGUGAUGGGAGGACUCUUUAUGCCAAUAUCCAUGCUUGGAACAUCGUGGCGAAUGUGAUCUUCUUGGAAUCGCCUGCUGGGGUCGGGUUUUCAUAUUCGAACACAACGACUGACUACGAACUGAGUGGAGAUAAGAGGACUGCUGAAGAUUCCUACACUUUUCUUGUCAAUUGGCUUGAAAGGUUCCCUCAGUACAAGACUCGUGAUUUCUACAUGACUGGAGAGAGCUAUGCUGGGCAUUACAUACCAGAGCUUGCCAGUCUUAUCCUCGCAAAUAAUAAGAUCAUGAAUCGAACAGCCAUCAACCUAAAAGGAGUUGCAAUUGGAAAUGCGUAUAUUGAUGAUGAUACCAACACAAGGGCGACCUAUGACUACUAUUGGACUCAUGCCUUAAUCUCCGAUGAAGCGUACAAGGAAAUCCGAUCAAAAUGCACCUUCAGUGGUCAAAGUUAUACUCCAGGCUGUGUGAGUGCUCUUACGGCAGCUGAUGCAGAAGUUGGAAAUAUUGAUUACUAUGAUAUCUAUGCCCCUCUUUGUAAGGACCCCUCCAAGACAACUCACUUGACCAAACUGGAAGUCGAUCCAUGUGCCGGUUCGUAUACUUGGUCGUAUUUGAAUCUGCCAGAGGUGCAGAAAGCCCUUCAUGCUAACGUAACAGGGUUAUGGUACCCUUGGAGUCGUUGCAGUCGUUUUGUUGGAUUUAGAGGAAAUUGGACUGAUGCACCUGAUACUCUUUUGCCUACAAUUAAAGAGCUUAUCUCAAGUGGCAUUAGUGUGUGGUUGUAUAGUGGGGAUCAAGAUUCAGUGGUUCCAGUGACAUCCACUAGAUAUUCUAUAGACAUGCUUGGACUCGGCAUUGAAUCAUCAUGGCGCCCAUGGUACAUCGAUGGUGAGGUUGGAGGGUACGUCGUCGGCUAUAAAGGGUUGACAUUUGCAACAGUAAGGGGAGCCGGUCACAUGGUACCAAGCUACCAACCUGAAAGAUCACUGACCAUGAUUUCAUCAUUCCUUGAAGGAAAACUUCCCCCACUUGUAUGAGCACAACCCUCCCCAUCCUUGCCUAAUGAUCUUAUUUCAUUUCAAUGAUAGGUAAUGGCAUUCUUAGUAUCAGCACAGAAAUUGAACAAGCAUUAUGUAUUCAUGGCUUCAUGCAAAUGAUCGGUCGAUUGAUUGAUUACCUUUAUCGGUUGUGGAAUAUGAUACACCGAUGAUGAUUGUAUUCUCAUGUUAAAUGUUUUCUUCUUUCCCAGUACUAAAUAUAUGUGGGGGUGGAAAUCUGGUGCAUUGAGAACUUGCAU